CAUACAUUCAAUCUGACGUUUACGUAUAAAGUGAAAACAAGUGUGAACAAUGAAAGUGAAGAAUUGACCAUUAUGUUUAGUAAAAUUAUUGAAAAUUAGAGGGAAAAUUAAUCUCUUUACAAUCAAAAUGGUGGAAUAAAGUCGAGAAACAUUGUUUCGAAUUUUUGAAUAAAAAAAAAACAGAUAAAUCGCAGAAUGUCUAACUCCAAGUCAAUUUCGUCAGUCGACGAAAAGUGGAUACAUAGUUUUGCUGUGACUGACGUGUGUUUACACCCAAAAAAGUUUACCGUUUAUAAAAUAACCUCAGUGGUCUUUCCAAUUGAAAUCCCAGAAGCACUCACAUGUCUCACAGUAUGGAAACGAUUCAACGAUGUAAAGGCAUUGUUGAAAUUUGUUAAGAAACGCCACAAGGACGAACGCUUAAAUGGAAUCGUACCAACGUUGAAUAAUCAUACAUUUUUUAAACGUUUCGAAGCCGACGUAAUUACUGAACGAAAACUCUUUAUAAUUCGAUUACUUGAUUUUAUCGGACAACAUCCGGUGCUAUAUAAAUCCAGUGUAUUUCAAGAAUUCUUUGCAACAAGUCAAACGAUGCCGAACGAUGAAAACCUUCAAUUCGAAGCCGACGACAUUAAAACUGCAAGUGAAGACACAGUGGAUUGUGCCAGUAAAAUUCUAGUGGAUCCAGAUGAAACGCCAAUUCCAUCAACCUCAUCAUCGUUGAACGAAUCGUUCGAAUCAAGUUCGAUAUCAACACCAAUUAUCGAUUCACCGGCUGAGAAUUCGGAUGAUGGUUAUAAGGCGUCAUCGGAGAAUGAUAUCAUCAUCACUGAUUCCAUUAAAAUAAGAUCAAGUUCGUCAGAUCAAUCAGCUGCUAUUCUAACGAGACAGUAUUCAAAUGGCGAAUAUGUAUUUCGAGAUCCAAUUGACACACCUUGUGUCCCAAACCAAAGAAAAGACUUGUCAAAAUUUAAAGUUUUAAAAGCAUUUGAUAAGGUGAUGCAAGUUCAAGACCUAACCACAAAACAAACUUAUAUUAUGAAGUCAAUUGAUAAAAUAUUCAAUGAACCCGAAGAAUUUUACUUGCCCACAAAUUUUCCAUUUAUGGUGUCACUGGUAGCUUAUUACAUAUCUGAUUCAAAUGUCUACCUGCUUCUAGAACAAGCGACAGGGGGAAAAUUGUACGAUUAUAUACGAUCGUAUAACCGUCAUUCAUCGUCGUCAUCACGGUGUAAAACCCAAACAACAAAAUCCAUACCGAUCAAAUUUAAAACAGUUAAAAGUAUUUUUAAAAGCAAUCCGAUAUCAAUACCUGAUACACCUGUUGCCAAAGUAAAGACGUCCGAUGCCAAAUCAUCUAACGACGAAGAAGAUAGUUUUAGUUUCUAUGAUCUACUUCAAUCCUACUAUGAAGAUGUUCCACUUGACAAUUCAUCAAUAUUGAAAACCACUGCAUUUGAGAGUCCAGAAGCAUUUGAUGAAGCUCCUCAUUUCAAUUUAAUUGCAAAUGACUUGGAUGUAAACAAUAUUCUAAAUUGUUCUCAGAAACUAUUGAAGUCCGUGUCUACGACAUUGAAACGAGUCCAAAUCACUACAGAGCCAAAUUUAUUGUGCAAUGAAAUUCUCUCAAAAUCUAGUAAUUCCAUCGAAAGCUUGAAUCAAAGCCACGAUGAGACUCAUGAGAAGGACGAUGUUUAUGUGAAUAUAAUAUCGCCGACUUUAAGCGCAACAAAUAGAAUUGACAAUUAUUUUGAUAAAUUUAAAUUAUUCGAAGUAAAUCAACUUCCAAGAGCCAUAAUAAAGAAAUGGUUUCGAGAACUUAUUUUUGCGGUAAAACAUUUACAUGCGAAUGACAUUAUUUGCUACGACUUACAGUCACAUAAUUUGUUACUGGGCAAAAAUGGCGAGAUCUUACUUUCGUAUUUCUAUCGGCGAGAGUUCAAUCCGUAUAUCUUUGGCGAAGACAUGCAUCAAACAAGCUAUCCCAUUGUAUACAUUGCGCCCGAGCGACCGUUAACAUUACAAUCGGAUGUUUGGAGCAUUGGUGUCAUAUUUUAUGAGCUUCUCACCGGUUAUUCGUUUCAAUCGUGUCAUCCAGAUGGAAUUUUAUCGUAUUUCGAUAUUCAAUAUCCCGAGAACGUCGAAUUGGAUUCAAACAGCAAGGAUUUAGUUGAAGGGAUGCUACAAAUUGAUCCUGUCCAACGAACCAAACUCGAUGAAAUCGAAGAACAUCCAUUCUUCAUAAGCAUUUAAUUUGUGGAGCAAAUUGAAUCAACUAGUCAAUACAAUAGCUUUAAUUCCAAAAUUUUAAGAAAUUUUUCAAUUCGAUUCGUAUGAUUUUGUUCUAUUCGACAAAUUGUACUUAGACAUUCCCCUUAACUGACUGAAUUAAUUCAAAAUUUACUGUGUGGCAUAUUGGUAUUACAAAAACACCUACAACACAUAAUUAUUUAUACGUAUACAAAGACCAUGAUAUCAGCACAAUUAUACAAACAAAUAAAAGAAUAA
This is a messenger RNA of Contarinia nasturtii (swede midge), 2508 nucleotides long. Its product is annotated as ribosomal protein S6 kinase delta-1. Bases 196 to 2253 code for a protein of 685 amino acids. The transcript has 6 exons. The record is from RefSeq and is a predicted model, not a curated record. NCBI's taxonomy places the organism in Eukaryota, Metazoa, Arthropoda, Insecta, Diptera, Cecidomyiidae. Gene Ontology annotation, molecular function: phosphatidylinositol binding; ATP binding; protein kinase activity. Gene Ontology annotation, biological process: protein phosphorylation.